AUGGCGGAAUGGGUUCUUUCUUCCGUUAGGAGAGCGGCAAUUGAUGGGGUUUUUGAUGAUAUUUUGACCAAUUUGAAGAUGGUGUGCGAAGCAUGGGGAGGAGAAGAAAGCAAAUUUAGGAUCAAAGACAUAAUAGAGUACCUACAGGAUGCAGAUUACAAAAGAGAGAUGUGCAGCGAUGAGAUUAAGAAAAAGGAGAUCGAUGAAUGGGCGGAACGUGCCCGAAAACUUAUAUAUCGACUGGAAGCGCAGAUCGACAUGUCCAUGCUGCCAACUUCACAGGAUCCGGUUGAAAUGACCUGCUGCUGCAGAUGCCUUCUAGACCUCUGGUGCAGAUGGAAUGCGCCACGGUGGGAACUCGCAAAGCUUGCAAAAGAGGUUGAAGAGGUUCACCAGAGCAAGCCUAGAGAUGAGGUUAUGCCCACUGCGGUGGAGAUCAAGCCUAUCAACGUUUUUGCUAGGCUCGUCCUUCCGUGGUACAAUUUGAAAGGAAUGUGGGACGUUCUAAUUGAUCGUGGCAAAUUGCCGGAGAUCAACGGCGGAGGGCGCCAGCUAAUCUUCAUUGUGGGGCCAGCGGGCAUCGGGAAAACCACUCUUGCGCGGUUGUUCUAUUACGGAUGCACGAGUCUGAGUUCUUUCGACCGUCACUCUUGGGUGGUGAUAUCCAUGUCCAGUGAAAAGGUCGUUCUAAGAAGCGUGCUGACCGGAUUCUACAUGUCUGGCUCGAAGGAUUGUCCGAGCGAGAUCGAUAACAUGGACGAAGAGAAUCUGAGAGACGAAAUCAGAAGUUACUGUCGGGACAAAAAUUACUUGCUUGUUUUGGAUGAUGUGGUCGACGAGAAGGCCUGGGAAUGGUUAAGGGAUGCCCUGCCAGAAGAAACUGAAUGCACAGGGAUGAUAAUCUUCACUACUCGGAAAGAAGAGUUACCCCAAGCAAUCAACGAUGAAUCCAAGGAGAUCGUCCGACUCGAGGGACUCUCCGAUGAGGACUCUCGCAUUCUAUUUUGGACGUUGGCGAUCCCUGCAGGCUUCCUCUGUCCUCCAGAACUUCAAGAAAUAGAGAAAGAUAUACUGGAAGAAUGCAAGGGCAACCCCUUUUCUAUAAGGGCUAUGGCGGGAAUAUUGAGUACCAAGCAAGCAACACCAGAGGCAUGGAAACUUGUCCUCAAAGAUCUUGAUGCCAAUAUUGUCAAGUGUAAAAAUGCUGGCACAGAGGGUGACGCUACAGAUCCAUUUGUGCUAUCAGCUUAUGCUGAUCUACCCCCGAAUCUCAAGUCUUGCUUCCUGUAUUGCAGCAUGUUCCCGGAGAACUCUUUCAUCCCCCGGAAGAGGCUUAUUCGCCUUUGGAUAGCAGAAGGCUAUGUGCAAGAAAUUCCGGGCAAGACGGAGGAGGAAGCCGCCGAGCAUCAGCUGCAACAGCUCAUCAGCAGGGACAUGCUCCAGAUGGUGAACGUUAGUCUGAACGGCGAGGUUAUGUCAUGUGGUGUCCUUCAGCUUGUCCGAAAGGUCGCACUUGCCAUCUGUGACAGACAAAACUUCGGUAGCUUUGCUCCUGCAACGGGAGGAAGCCCUUCAAACAACCAAGCUGCUCCAGCCAAACAGCAUAAGAAUCGCCACCGCCGAAGAACAACUCCAUCGCACCAUCGUGUUCUCUCUGUGGAGGUGGACGGUGAUGCUGAACAAAUAACCAAAGCGCUGACUCGAUCCUUCCACCUUCGCUCUCUUUUGGUCUAUGGGACCGGUAAGCUUCGAAGGCUAUUCAGGCGGCACCAGUUUCCAAACCCCACAAACUUGAAAAUCUGGCCAUACAAGCUGCUACGAGUCUUGGAGCUUCGGGGCGUCCAGAUCGAGUUCUUGCCGGAGCAACUGCGAUAUCUUGCUCUGUUGAGAUACUUGGGAUUGAGGCGGACGGGUGUGAAGAGGCUUCCCAAAUCCUUGGGAAGCCUACGUUAUCUGGAGACCUUGGACAUCAGAGACACAUAUGUUGUGGAAGUGUCUGAUGUGCACAGGUUGCAAAGGAUGAGACAUCUCCAUCUCGCAAGUUCAUUUAGGGGCCGGUCGGUGAAUGUUCGCAGAGGCCUGAGUUGCUUGAUUGAUCUCCAGACGCUGGCAGGCGUCACAUGUACACCCAAACUCCCCCGAGAGCUGAGACGUUUGAUCCAACUACGAAAAUUGUCGGUUAGCAAUGUCAAUAGGAAUUCGUCGGAGCAGCUCUGUUCGUCCAUCAGCAAGAUGAUGCUCCUGGGGUCACUAACUAUCAAAUGCGACCGUGGCGAGACGUUGGAUCUGAGCUCUCUGUGCUCUCCGUCCAACGAAGCGUGCGCGCCUCUCCAACGUCUUGGCAAGCUGAAACUUGGAGGUCCCAUGGACAAGUUGCUUGAUUUGGUGGCCAGCCUUGAGUCCAUCACCUAUCUGAACCUCUGGGACAGUAGGCUGAAGGAAGACCCAAUGGAAGCCCUCAAAUUUCUGCCCAAUCUCAGACUCCUUUCUCUGUACAAUGCCUACGACGGGCGGCAUUUAAGAUGCAGUGCCGCAGGUUUUCCAAGACUCUGGAAGCUAUCCGUCCUAUCUUUGACGGAAUUGGAGGUGUGGGAAAUCGAGAGCGGUGCCAUGCCGUGGCUACGGCAGUUAUUUGUGGGUUACUGUCCCAAAUUGAUGGAGCCGCCGGAGGGGCUGGGGAACAUGCGUUUCCUGCACACGGUACAGGUUGCUGACAUGCCCGAGAGAUUCGCGGACAUGGUUCCGAGAAAACGCCAGCAUUUCCCCAUCGAGGUCGCGCAAAUCCCCAAGUAUCAGAGAGCUUGA
Molecule: messenger RNA, 2805 nt
Organism: Elaeis guineensis (African oil palm)
Lineage: Eukaryota; Viridiplantae; Streptophyta; Magnoliopsida; Arecales; Arecaceae
Product: disease resistance protein RPM1-like
Biological process (GO): defense response to other organism
Molecular function (GO): ADP binding
Source: RefSeq, a predicted model, not a curated record